Molecule: messenger RNA, 2764 nt
Organism: Xyrauchen texanus (razorback sucker)
Lineage: Eukaryota; Metazoa; Chordata; Actinopteri; Cypriniformes; Catostomidae
Gene: vps45
Product: vacuolar protein sorting 45 homolog
Exons: 15
Coding region: 152-1858 (568 amino acids)
Biological process (GO): intracellular protein transport; vesicle-mediated transport
Cellular component (GO): Golgi membrane
Source: RefSeq, a predicted model, not a curated record
AGCUCCAACAGUUGUCUCCCAUUGUCAACAAUAUUUUUAUACGGGAGCUUACUGAUCAAAAGAACCCUUUAUAUUUCGUUAAACAUCUGUAAAACGAUCGGAGCAUUGGACCCAUUCUUACUGACAAUUACAAAAUAGAGAAAAUAACAAAAUGAAUGUGACUCUGGCUGUCAAGCAGUAUAUUUCCAAAAUGAUAGAGAGCAGCGGUCCGGGGAUGAAGGUGCUGCUUAUGGAUAAAGAGACGACCAGCAUAGUAAGUGUGGUCUACACACAAUCUGAGAUACUGCAGAAGGAAGUCUACCUUUUUGAGCGCAUUGACUCACAAAAUCGAGACAACAUGAAGCAUCUUAAGGCUAUCUGCUUUCUCCGGCCAACCAAGGAAAACGUAGAACACCUGAUUCAAGAGCUUCGCCGACCAAAGUAUAGUGUCUAUUUCAUCUAUUUCAGUAAUGUGAUCAGUAAGAGUGAAGUCAAGGCCUUGGCUGAGGCAGACGAACAAGAAGUAGUUGCAGAGGUGCAGGAGUUCUAUGGAGAUUUCAUUGCAGUAAACCCUCACCUUUUCUCCCUAAACAUUCAAGGAGUAUCCAGGGGUCGCAGGUGGGAGCCCAGUGUACUGCCUCGUGUUACUCAAGGUCUAACUUCAGUAUUGCUGGCUUUGAAGAAAUGCCCCAUGAUCCGCUACCAACUGUCUUCUGACAUGUCCAAAAGGAUGGCAGAGAGUGUCAAACAAAUCAUUACUAAGGAGUACGAGCUGUUUGACUUCAGAAAAACAGAAGUACCUCCUCUUCUCCUGAUUUUAGACAGAAGUGAUGAUGCCAUAACUCCUCUUCUCAACCAGUGGACAUAUCAGGCUAUGGUUCAUGAGCUACUGGGCCUCAAUAACAACCGCAUAGACCUGUCAAGAGUGCCUGGAAUCAGUAAAGACCUACGGGAGGUGGUCUUAUCUGCAGAAAAUGAUGAGUUUUAUGCAAAUAACUUGUACAUGAAUUUUGGUGAGAUUGGAACAAACAUCAAGAACUUGAUGGAGGAUUUCCAGAAGAAAAAGCCCAAGGACCAACAGAAAUUAGAAUCCAUAUCUGAUAUGAAGGCAUUUGUGGAUAACUACCCUCAGUUUAAGAAAAUGUCAGGCACAGUGUCGAAGCACGUGACCGUGGUUGGGGAGCUGUCUCGCCUGGUCAGUGAGAGACAACUCAUGGAGGUCUCAGAGGUGGAGCAGGAACUGGCCUGCCAGAAUGACCAUUCCAGUGUGCAGCAGAAUGUGAGACGGCUACUGCAGAACCCUCGACUGAAUGAAAUCGAUGCUGUGCGGCUUGUGAUGCUGUAUGCACUUCGCUAUGAGAAACACAGCAGCAGUAUCCUGCCCAGCCUUAUGGAGGAGCUCAACCGCAGAGGAGUGUCCGAGAGACACCGCAAGAUGGUACAGGCCGUGGUGGAAUAUGGGGGCAAACGAGUCAGAGGAAGUGACCUCAUCACUCCCACAGAUGCUGUGGCCAUUACCAAACAAUUUUUCAAAGGACUUAAGGGUGUUGAGAAUGUGUACACACAGCAUCAGCCUCUGCUACAUGACACACUGGAUCAGCUGAUCAAGGGUCGUUUGAAGGAUAGCCAGUUCCCCUACCUCGGGCCAAAUUCUCUGAGAGACAGACCUCAAGACAUUAUCGUCUUUAUAAUUGGUGGAGCCACUUAUGAGGAGGCAUUGACUGUUUAUAACCUGAACCGCACAAUGCCAGGGGUGCGCAUCGUACUCGGGGGCACGUCCAUUCUCAACACUAAGAGCUUCCUGGAGGAAGUGAUGCUCUCGGUAGGCUCUGCAGGUGACAGGACACAAGGAGCAAGCCGUCAUCCAAGUCGACGCUAAAGUAUUAUAAUCAUCACUCAUAUUUAUGUGUGCUUACUCAGUGCUGACUGUCUACUGAACCCUGAGCUGAGCACAUUGUUCCCUCUGUUUCUCACUCCUGACAUUCCUUUAAAACGUAUCACUUAAUUUUAGUCAAGAUAUUGUGUAAGCAGGGUGUUGCUGAUGAUGUGUGAAACUUUCUAAAUGUGCAUUAAUUUCAUUAUCAUGUGUAAAUAAUGUUGACAUGCAGUGUUGCUGCAUUUAGACAGAUGGAUCAUGCUUGGACAGAUGAUCACAUGAAUGCAUUAAGUGUCUGUAUAUAAAAAAGAAAAGUUAAAAUGCUGCUUUUGCUCUAUAUAUAACAUGGGCAACAAUGUUACUGUGAAAUGUGCUUUAAAGGUCCCUAUCAUUCCAUCACCCUGGAAAAUCAUUUUAAUCAGUUUGUUUAUAAACUGAGCAAAAUCAAGUCUUUAGCGCUUGAGUUUUGAAAAAUUCAAAGUGGUCCUCCAUAUUUUUAUGUAAGUAUUCACAUCGUUGUCCAGCUACAUGAAAUGACAUGCUACAAUUAUGCAGACAUGGAUAAAUGUGUUUUUAAAAAAGAUAAAAUAAUAUGUAAUAUUUAAUAAUGUGCUUUAUUUGUUCAUGAAUAAUUUAGCUCAUUGAUUCAAACAUUGCGAGUAAGUACUGAAGUAUUUAUGUCUAUCAGAGACCAUACAACAGCAUUUAGAGCAUUAAUUUCUAUUUUGUAUGGGAUGACUGUUCUUGGUAGACAAAUCAUGACACUCAAGAAAACACACUAAUGGGUUUUGUUUUCUGUAUGUGCAUGCACAGCUUUUUUUGCCAUCUAAUUUGUCUUUGGCUUUGUGCAACUGGCUUGAUAUUAUGAAUACAAUUCAAAUAUUGUAUGAUUCUUUUCAAUAAAUGAAA